Molecule: messenger RNA, 1106 nt
Organism: Marmota flaviventris (yellow-bellied marmot)
Lineage: Eukaryota; Metazoa; Chordata; Mammalia; Rodentia; Sciuridae
Gene: Ubxn2a
Product: UBX domain protein 2A
Biological process (GO): autophagosome assembly; membrane fusion; Golgi organization
Cellular component (GO): cytosol; nucleus
Molecular function (GO): ubiquitin binding
Source: RefSeq, a predicted model, not a curated record
AAAGAGAAUGAAAGAAGUAGAUAAUCUUGAAAGUAUAAAAGAGAAGUGGGUUUCUGAAACAGGAUCCAACAAUCAACCUCUUAGUGAUAAUCAACAAACAAAUUGUGAAUAUUUUGUUGAUAGCCUUUUUGAGGAAGCUCAGAAGGUUGGUGCCAAAUGCUUGUCCCCUACUGAACAGAAGAAAGAGGUAGAUGUAAGUAUAAAAUUAUGGAAAAAUGGAUUCACAGUCAAUGAUGAUUUUAGAAGUUAUUCUGAUGGUGCAAGUCAGCAGUUUCUGAACUCUAUCAAAAAAGGGGAGUUACCUUCAGAAUUACAAGGAAUUUUUGAUAAAGAAGAGGUGGAUGUUAAAGUUGAAGAUAAGAAAAGUGAACUUUGUGUGUCUACAAAGCCUGUGUUCCAACCCUUCUCAGGACAGGGUCACAGACUGGGAAGUGCCACACCAAAAAUUGUUUCUAAAGCAAAGAGUAUUGAAGUUGAAAAUAAAAAUAAUUUGUCUACUGUUUCACUGAACAACUUGGAGCCCAUCACUAAUAUACAGAUCUGGUUAGCCAAUGGGAAAAGGAUUAUCCAGAAAUUCAAUACAUCUCAUAGGGUAAGCCACAUCAAAGACUUCAUUGAAAAAUACCAAGGAUCUCAAAGAAGUCCUCCCUUUUCCCUGGCAACGGCUCUUCCUUUCCUCAAAUUGCUAGAUGAGACACUCACAGUGGAAGAAGCAGAUUUACAGAAUGCUGUGAUUAUUCAGAGACUCAAAAAAACUGUCGAACCUCUCAGAGAAUUUUCAUAGAACUGAUUUUUAAGAGACUAAGUAGAAAUUUUGCAGAGAAAUGACGGUUGUAAGUGGACAUGCAAAAAUGGGAGAGAGGACACAUCAGAUUCACGUGACUUUUGGUGUGAGUGCUAUUUAACCCUCUUCUGAGGAAAAGAGUUUUGAAUAAUUUUAAGUUAAGGAAGUAACAUGACUAGAAGCUAUAUUUAAUGUACUUUUCCCAGAAGGCUACUCAAUAAGAAAAAUAUACUUACUUUCAAAAACCAGUUCAUCAGGGCUGAGGUUGUAGCUCAGUGGCAGAGCACUUGCCUAACACGUGUGAGGCACUGGGUUUGAUCCU